This is a messenger RNA of Dama dama (fallow deer), 3957 nucleotides long. It is a transcript of the gene ARMC8, whose product is annotated as armadillo repeat containing 8. The transcript is spliced from 22 exons. Bases 243 to 2309 code for a protein of 688 amino acids. Lineage: Eukaryota; Metazoa; Chordata; Mammalia; Artiodactyla; Cervidae. Gene Ontology annotation, molecular function: protein binding. Gene Ontology annotation, biological process: proteasome-mediated ubiquitin-dependent protein catabolic process. Gene Ontology annotation, cellular component: GID complex. The record is from RefSeq and is a predicted model, not a curated record.
UCCCAGGCUGAGAGUAGCUGCCGUUUCUGAGAGGACGAUUCGUAAGGAGACCCCUGGCGCGGUUUCCCAUUGCUCGUCCCUCUGCUGGCUUUGGCCAUAGUUCAGCGGUGUCUAGAGGGUGGUCUGUCCUCGUCUACCUGCCAGACCUUCUGCAGAGGUACCUGUGGUUGGCCCAGUAGUCGGCUGUCGAAAGUGCCGGCCCCCGCGCCGGCGCCGGCUGUAGCCGGGUGGGAAGGCUCAAGAUGGCGUGCCUGUUGGAGACCCCAAUCCGCAUGAGCGUCCUCUCGGAAGUAACAGCUAGCAGUCGCCACUAUGUUGACAGGCUAUUUGACCCUGAUCCCCAGAAAGUUCUACAAGGUGUCAUAGACAUGAAAAAUGCUGUAAUUGGAAACAACAAGCAGAAAGCCAACCUCAUUGUUUUAGGAGCUGUUCCAAGAUUAUUGUACUUGCUUCAGCAAGAAACCUCAAGCACAGAAUUGAAAACUGAAUGUGCAGUGGUAUUGGGAAGUCUUGCUAUGGGUACUGAAAACAAUGUUAAGUCUCUACUAGAUUGCCAUAUUAUCCCUGCCUUACUGCAAGGACUACUGUCCCCAGACCUGAAGUUCAUUGAAGCUUGCCUCCGAUGCCUGCGCACCAUCUUCACCAGUCCCGUCACUCCAGAGGAACUACUGUAUACAGAUGCCACGGUGAUACCACACCUCAUGGCACUGCUUAGCAGGUCCCGCUACACCCAGGAGUACAUCUGUCAGAUCUUCUCACACUGCUGUAAAGGUCCAGAUCAUCAAACAAUUUUAUUUAACCAUGGCGCAGUUCAGAAUAUUGCUCACCUACUAACCUCAGUAUCUUACAAAGUUCGAAUGCAGGCACUGAAAUGCUUCUCAGUUUUAGCUUUUGAAAACCCCCAGGUAUCGAUGACCCUGGUAAAUGUUUUGGUUGAUGGAGAGUUGUUACCACAGAUUUUUGUGAAGAUGUUACAGAGGGAUAAGCCCAUUGAGAUGCAGCUGACAUCGGCAAAAUGUUUAACUUACAUGUGUAGAGCUGGAGCAAUUCGGACAGAUGACAACUGUAUUGUAUUAAAGACAUUGCCUUGUUUGGUUCGAAUGUGCAGUAAGGAGAGGUUACUAGAGGAGAGAGUUGAAGGAGCUGAGACACUCGCCUAUCUGAUUGAACCAGAUGUUGAGCUGCAGAGAAUUGCUAGCAUUACUGAUCACCUCAUUGCCAUGCUUGCUGAUUACUUCAAGUAUCCCAGCUCUGUGAGUGCCAUCACUGAUAUUAAAAGGCUUGAUCAUGACUUAAAGCAUGCUCAUGAACUUCGCCAGGCUGCAUUCAAGCUCUAUGCCUCUCUCGGAGCAAACGAUGAAGACAUCCGGAAGAAGAUCAUUGAGACUGAAAAUAUGAUGGACCGAAUUGUGACUGGCUUGUCUGAGUCUAGUGUCAAGGUGCGGUUAGCUGCCGUCAGAUGUUUGCACAGUUUAUCUAGAUCUGUGCAGCAGCUUCGAACCAGUUUCCAGGAUCAUGCUGUGUGGAAACCUUUAAUGAAGGUUUUACAAAAUGCACCAGAUGAAAUCCUAGUAGUAGCAUCAUCCAUGCUAUGUAAUCUUCUUCUUGAAUUUUCUCCAAGCAAAGAGCCAAUUUUAGAGUCAGGAGCUGUAGAGCUACUUUGUGGACUAACCCAAAGUGAAAAUCCUGCUUUACGAGUGAAUGGAAUUUGGGCUUUAAUGAAUAUGGCAUUUCAGGCUGAACAAAAAAUAAAAGCAGAUAUUUUGCGAAGCUUGAGUACUGAACAGCUCUUCCGGUUAUUAUCAGAUUCAGACUUGAAUGUGCUGAUGAAGACAUUGGGACUUCUUAGAAACCUACUCUCUACUCGCCCUCACAUAGAUAAAAUAAUGAGUACUCAUGGAAAGCAAAUUAUGCAAGCCGUCACCCUUAUUUUGGAAGGGGAGCAUAACAUUGAAGUCAAAGAGCAGACACUGUGCAUCUUAGCCAACAUAGCAGAUGGGACAACGGCAAAAGAACUUAUUAUGACCAAUGAUGACAUCCUACAGAAAAUUAAGUAUUAUAUGGGUCAUUCACAUGUCAAAUUGCAGCUUGCCGCUAUGUUUUGUAUAUCAAACCUCGUAUGGAAUGAAGAGGAAGGCUCACAAGAACGCCAGGAUAAAUUACGAGACAUGGGCAUCGUAGAUAUUCUACACAAACUGAGUCAGUCAUCAGAUUCAAACCUUUGUGACAACAGGUACAGAGCCUCUUUUCAGCCUAAUUCAAUAAGCUCUCAGGCUUCCAAGUCAGAUGGACAGGUUGGAGUGGAGUGAGGCGACAAAUACAGACAUCAAAGGGAAAUGUAACUACUGAUGGAGGAAACCCAGCCAUGACUGGUGGACUACACUUGGCAGGAGCUGGGCACCAGGAGCCUCCCAGCUGCCCUAAGCCCUGUCACUGGUGUAGCCGUAGAUGGCAGGAUUUAGAUCCAGUCGUGGAAACUUGUGCUCCAGCUGAAGCAGGUCACCACUUCCUGGAAACAAAGUCCAAUCACCUUGUGCUUCCUGAAACAGCAUAUAUCACUGUGAAACUAAAGAACGUCCUGCAGACGCAUCUGUAGGAAGCAGCAGAGCAGAAAAGCCGCUUUCUCUCGGCUGUACUCAGCAACUUCUAUACACUUGUCACUCAGGACUGCUAUUCAGUGUGCUUUUGUAAAGCGAGAUGGAAAUUUUAGUAAAUGGUGUGGCUAAGAUCUUUUCCUGCGUGAAGCCCAAAGCACUGAAGUUUGAGAGAAGGGAAGGGGGUCCCCUUGGGAGGACUGAAGAUGACAGCUUUUUCCAGUCAGGACUGCUUUGCCCUUUGGCAGCCCUUAGCUUGGUACCUGCUCCAACUUCUGGGUCAGCUUCAAGGUGAACUCAACAUGAUUACUCCUGACUGUUUGAAGGUACAACCAACCUUCCUUUUCCCUUGGCUAUAAGAAGUUCAGAGGCAUCGUGGCCAGGAAGCAGGGUCUGUGCUCAGAAGCUUGCCCUGAGUGUGUGCACCUGAUGGGCUCCCAAACCCGCCUGCCACUCCUGACGGAGCUGCCGGCGGUGCAGCCACUCCAUCACCAACCUGCUCCUUCCUUGGAAGAUUUAAAUAUGUUUGAUUGCAAAUGAAUGUUUUUAAAAUGUAUUUAACGCCAUUUUUUUUUUUUCCUGUUCUCAACAUGACCACCCAAGAUUCAAACACAGAGAUUUCCAAGUUGUAUUUUUUCUUUCAGAACAUUACUGAUUUAAAAAUCUGUCCCAACAGGGACUUGGGUUUUGUGCAACCAUCAGAGUGCUAAUGUGCAGAAGCCAGUUUAAAGAAAAUGGAGUGUUCUGGGGAUAAAAGCCUUAUUUAGGCCCACUCACUGACAUUUCUAGUACUGAGAAAAUAUCCUUGGUUGGCAUUUGUAACACAAAACACUAUAGAGUUGGUAUUUUUGAGUACCAGGUAAAUAUAAAUAAACCAAUAGUGAAUUGCUGAGACAAUCUUGAACCCAGAUAGCAUUAGAAAGCUGAAAGUCCAAUGAAAUGACACUUUGACACUUAAACUCUGUGGAUAAAUCUUGCCUGUGGCUAUAAACAGAUGGUCAGAGGAAAAGUGCUUUAUGAUAAUUAACUUUUCUGAUUUGAAUGAAGGAAAAUGUAUUUAUUAAAACAAAGCUGUUUGCUGCUUUAUGCAGAUGCAGUGUUCUGUCUGCAAGGAAGUGGGGGGAAUGGAACGUGGGCUUGUGUCUCCACCCAAGUUCUUAACUAAGCUUCUCGCUCUCUCUAAUACUGCAUUCUGUUUCUCCUUUUGUGCCCUGAUUGUAACCCAAAACUUAUGAACUAGAAAAGAAUGUCCAAUUUAAUAAGUUGCAUUUUUUUUCUUAAGCACUUUAUGCAGAACAAACCAUGUUCUUCUGGUAGUGUUUGGAUAAUAUGAUUUUAACACAUGCUAAUAAAAGCCAAGAAA